CAUUCAGGCUCCAUCUGCCUGAGAGCAAAUGCCUCCCUCAUUAAACUAAUCCCCGAAUGGGGGGCUGGGCGCUCUCCCGCAGCUGACCCAUUCCCCGGCCGCUGCCGCCCGUCGCCCCGCCUCGCGCCCGGCUUUCCCCAAAUCCCGGAGCAUCCGCUGCGCGAGCCGGCUCAUUUCCAGUCCGCACGAGUCUGCCCGCCGUUUCUAUGGCGACCCCGGCCGGGCUCUAGGGCAGCGCGAGCCCCAGUGGAUGCGGCUUCGCCUUUAACUGCAGCAGGCUCGGGGAGCGAGCGGCUCCCAGAAUCAGAUGCAAGCGCACAACAGAAAGAGAGGGCCGGAAGGGGGUUCAGGCCUCCAUGCACCACCCCCGCCUCCCUCUGUUUAAAUUGGAGCCUGGUGAAAGGUUUGUUUGCAGCAGGCGGGGACUUGCACGGUGCAUUUAAGGAGCGCUCCUUGCAGAGCAGCAGCCCCCGAGGACCAGUCGGUGCUACAGGAAAGGGAUUGGCUCCUGCUCCAGAGUUUGAGAUGUAUCCCAGGAUAAGAAUGGUUGGACUAUAUACCAUUUCAGUCACAUUGAUUGCAUUUCUUAUGUAUAUAAGGAAAGAGACUAAGCUGGCUGUGUCUCCAGCAGCCAGGAAGAUAGCUGCACCAAAUCCCAGCCAUACGUUCUGGGCCCCAGAGCAGACUGAACUCAGCAAAUGUUUGCCAGACCUGACAAUUGCCAAUUCCUCUCUUGCACUCCCAGAGCUUCACCGCAUCUUCUUAAUGUACAAGCACUGCAGGAACUUUUCAACACUGCUGAAGCCCACGAGAUGCAGCGAGGAAACAUUCCUCUUGCUGGCAAUCAAGUCUCCCCCAAUCAACAUAGACCGUAGGGUUGCUAUCAGGAACACAUGGGGGAAAGAAGUGGCCAUUGGCAGCAAGCCAAUCAAGCUGGUGUUCUUGCUUGGGCGCUCGGAGGCCAAAGUCCAGGCUCACUCCCUCCAUCAGCUGCUGGUUUAUGAGAGCCAAGAGUUCGAUGACAUUGUCCAGUGGGAUUUCACCGACAACUUCUUCAACUUGACGCUGAAGGAGCUGCACUUCCUCCGCUGGUUCAUGGUGGACUGUCCCCAUGCCAGGUUUGUGCUGAAGGGCGAUGACGAUGUUUUUGUCAACACCUACAAUAUUGUUGAGUUCCUCAAGGAAUUCAAACCUGGGCAGGAUCUCUUUGUUGGGGAUGUGAUCAGCCAGGCCCGUCCUAUAAGAAACACCAAAGUAAAAUAUUUCAUCCCGGAGUCUAUGUACAAAGCGCCCUACUAUCCUCUCUAUGCUGGUGGCGGUGGCUAUGUGAUGUCCAGAAUGACAGUGCAGCGACUCCAGAGCACCGCCGAGGACACCGAACUCUUCCCAAUAGAUGAUGUCUUUGUGGGAAUGUGUCUGGCAAAGAUGGCAGUGACUCCAUUGAACCAUGCUGGCUUUAAGACCUUUGGAAUCCAGAGGCCUUUUAAUCCUUUUGAUCCAUGUCUGUACAAAGAACUGAUGAUAGUGCACAAGCUGAACCCCACCGAGAUGUGGAUCAUGUGGACGCUGGUAAAGGAUGACCGUAUUAGAUGUGCUGUAUCAUUAACUCAGUAACUCGCAAAACAAGACUACUGGUGCUAAGGGGGGAACAGAAUGAUGGUGGUGGUUAUUCCAGGUUGCUUAAACUGACAUUAAAAACAAACCAAACAAAGUUGCCGUAGAUGGUACACUUUUAUUAACAGACUGUAGUUUUACAGUAGGGUAAUGUUCUGCAAUGAGCCUCUGAAACUAUAUAGCUGGGUUACUGAAGCAUCACAAGGUUGAACCGAAAACACUUAGGGGGUAGCUAGCUCAGGGAUUUGGGAUUGGGAUUGCUUCCUCUCUAGAUCACUGAUCUGAAUUCAGCCUACCUGGGUGGUGCUGAGAGGCUGUUUGGUAGCAUGCAAAGUGAGGUGGUGGACUUAGUGCCAGUUCUGAUGGUGGCUCUUGGACACCAGUGUCCCAGUUACAACUGCCAGCCUUACUAGCAGUCUCUAGUAGGAAGGCCUGUAACUAAACAGGCAAUAGAGCCUGAAAUCCCCCAUUAACCCGUGAAAUCAGGGCUAAGGCACAAGGAGAAGCAGUGUGGACAAGCUUAUGCUGCGGGGUCUGUGCAUCUCCUGUGAAGGACUUCACUGUCCAGGGUUAGCAAUCCAGCAGACUUCACCAGCACUAAGUUUACUUAAUGGGGAUAUGAGGGAAAGAACACCGAGAAAAUGGCCCAGAAACCUUUCUGUUGUCUGUUCUUAACACAGCCAUUAUGCCACAAGGUACUUAGUUCCGAUAGCACUGACUUCUAACCAGCUCUUUUUCCUUGAAUGUAUCUACUGGCAUUGGAAUUUUUGCACAAAAAUACUUGACAAUGGGAUUGGGAGAAGAAACAAAUCGUUAUUAAUCACUGUAAUAACCAUGGCUUUUUUUUAACAGCAGAUAUAAAUAAAUACUGUUUUGAAAGUA
This is a messenger RNA of Caretta caretta (loggerhead turtle), 2496 nucleotides long. RefSeq names its product UDP-GlcNAc:betaGal beta-1,3-N-acetylglucosaminyltransferase 4 (gene B3GNT4). The record is from RefSeq and is a predicted model, not a curated record. Gene Ontology annotation, biological process: protein O-linked glycosylation; poly-N-acetyllactosamine biosynthetic process. NCBI's taxonomy places the organism in Eukaryota, Metazoa, Chordata, Testudines, Cheloniidae. Gene Ontology annotation, cellular component: Golgi membrane. Gene Ontology annotation, molecular function: N-acetyllactosaminide beta-1,3-N-acetylglucosaminyltransferase activity.